Molecule: messenger RNA, 1538 nt
Organism: Cynoglossus semilaevis (tongue sole)
Lineage: Eukaryota; Metazoa; Chordata; Actinopteri; Pleuronectiformes; Cynoglossidae
Gene: mffa
Product: mitochondrial fission factor a
Exons: 8
Coding region: 208-1119 (303 amino acids)
Biological process (GO): positive regulation of mitochondrial fission
Cellular component (GO): peroxisome; mitochondrial outer membrane
Source: RefSeq, a predicted model, not a curated record
GCCACUUCCUGUUUAGUCUAAGGACACGGGAAGUGGAGAGGAAGUUCUGAGUGUGGUAGACGAUUGUUGGCAGCUUCAGUAUUUUUGAUAAUAUUAGCGCCUAUUUUUUCAGUCUGUAUAUACCUAGAUUUAAAUAGUAUUCUCAUUUCGGUGAAAUAUACCGCGUAAGGCAAUAUAUCUAACCUUGGCCGUAAACCAGCGAGCCAAAUGAACGGAGCAGCGUUCCCCUCGCCUACAACAGAGAUGGCGGAGAUGAACCGCAUCCAUUAUGAGCUGGAGUACACAGAGGGGAUAAGUCAGAAGAUGAGGAUCCCUGAGAUGCUUAAAGUAGCUCCACAAACGCUGGACAACAACGAUGCUGUACCUCCAGACGUUCCUCACAGUGUUUUCAUGCACGUCCCUGAUAGAAUUGUGAUCGCAGGUGACAACAAUGACCCCCAGUUUACCCGGCCCAGAGAUUUGGACCUAAUCCAAUCCACACCACUCGAAGCCUUUUCUCUGAAAACACCACCUAGAGUCCUUACCCUCAACGAGCGACCUCUGGACUUCAUGGAAGAGGCACAACACGUGGCUCCAGACACUGAGGAUCAGUUGCGGCCUCAGGGCAGAGCACGAAGAGAACGGUCUGCUAGUGAGAAUGCAGCUGUUCGUCACAAGAGUCAGCUGAUGAGAAAUGAUUCAGUUGUGACCCCAUCCUCCCCUCCCAAUGCCCCUUGCCCUAUUGUCACCAUGACUGAGGAAGACCACAGCCUGUACAGCGCGAACAGUGUGUUGUCUUUCAUCCAGUCCACCACACGACGGGCCUACCAGCAGGUCCUGGAGGUCCUGGAUGAAAACCCUCGCAGCAAACCGUCUCUAAGAGGGGGUUCAGCCACGAGCUCCAACCCCCAACAUGACUCCAGGCUGGCUUUGUCAACGUAUGAAGCUUCACUGGAUGGAGCUCCGGAUGAUAUGACAGUGGUUGAUGCAGCAACGCUUCGACGUCAGCUCAUUAAGUUGAACAGAAGACUUCACCAUCUGGAGGAGGAGAACAAGGAGCGAGCAAAGCGAGAGAUGAUCCUUUACUCAGUUACUGUAGCUUUCUGGCUCAUCAACACUUGGGUGUGGAUGCGACGUUAAACUCAGUCUUUUUUUUUUGUUUCACUGCUUGCUGCACUAUGUACCUGUGUGAGAAAAACCUUAACAUGGGUAGAAGGUCAUCUGGAAGCAAAGAUCUGAUUUUUUUUUUUUAAUUUAAUACAUAUAUAGUUUUUAUAGUUUUUUUACUCUUCUGUCAUGUUAAUCAUGUUUUCGGUUUUUUAAGUAGUCAUCUUCUCGGGCUUCUUGUCUGGAUCUUUUUUGUGCAUUGCAGAGCAUGACUCUAACUAUGGGCUCACAUUACUGUUAAAGUGUUUUGAGCUGCAGUAAAAGCAAAGUUUAUCGUAGGCAAGUGGCGCUGCAGAGGGAAGAUGGAACAUGUUAAAUAUUUAAUGCGAGUGAUAUAUGUGUUCAGCUGGGAAAUGUAUUACAACCAAAUAAAGCCAUGUACAUGACUAUGA